Molecule: messenger RNA, 2629 nt
Organism: Rhododendron vialii
Lineage: Eukaryota; Viridiplantae; Streptophyta; Magnoliopsida; Ericales; Ericaceae
Product: oligopeptide transporter 1-like
Exons: 7
Coding region: 98-2344 (748 amino acids)
Biological process (GO): transmembrane transport
Molecular function (GO): oligopeptide transmembrane transporter activity
Source: RefSeq, a predicted model, not a curated record
GGCUUGUUAUAAAUAGUGGUGGCAGCCUCCAUUGUUCACUUGAGGGCCUUUGUCAUAUACUUUCUUUCUUGUUCCACGGAGGGAGAGCUAGGGAGAGAUGGCAGAUCACAUCCCUCCCUCUGAACAGAAGCUUCAUUCCGAUGUCGCCGUGACCGGAGAUGAGGAGGUAAACGAUAAUCCGAUUGAGGAAGUGAGGCUCACAGUACCGAUCACAGACGACCCAAACCAGCCGGCCCUAACAUUCCGAACAUGGGUUCUCGGGCUAUCCUCGUGCAUCAGUCUUGCUUUCGUGAACCAGUUCUUUGGCUACCGAGAGAACCAGCUCUCAGUAACAUCGGUUUCAGCACAGAUAAUUACCCUGCCAUUGGGAAAGCUGAUGGCGGCCACGCUUCCAACAAGGCGAUUUAGCGUCCCCUUGACAAAAUGGUCAUUUACUUUAAAUCCAGGACCCUUCAAUCUCAAAGAGCAUGUCCUGAUCACCAUUUUUGCCAGCUGCGGUUCCGGUGGUGUUUAUGCUGUGGGCAUUAUUACCAUUGUCAGGGCCUUCUACCACAGGCAGCUCAAUCCCGUGGCAGCAUUCUUGCUCGCCCAAACUACUCAGAUGUUGGGGUAUGGCUGGGCUGGGCUGUUCAGAAAAUACCUAGUGGAUUCCCCCUAUAUGUGGUGGCCUGCAAACCUGGUCCAAGUUUCUCUAUUCAGGGCAUUACACGAGAAAGAGAGAAGAGGAAAGGGAGGACUUACCAGGCUGCAAUUUUUCCUGAUGGUGUUUGUCUGUAGCUUUUCCUACUAUCUAAUCCCAGGCUACUUGUUCCAGUCCAUAACCUCUCUCUCCUUCGUUUGCUGGAUUUGGAAGGACUCCGUCACCGCCCAACAGCUGGGAUCCGGCCUCCACGGCUUGGGGAUAGGCUCAUUCGGCUUCGACUGGUCCACCGUUGUCGGCUUCUUAGGCAGUCCUUUAGCCUACCCAGCCUUUUCCAUAGUGAACACCCUCAUAGGAUUCUGCUUGUUUACUUAUGUAGUGGUUCCAAUUGCAUAUUGGUCCAACGCAUUUGAAUCCCAGAGAUUUCCAUUGUUCUCCUCCAAGACUUUCGACUACACUGGUCAUAGUUACAACAUAACAAGAGUUUUGAAAGAGCAGGCCUUUGAUCUUGAUAUACCUAGUUAUGAUGGGUAUAGCAAAAUCUACCUCAGUGUCUUUUUCGCCUUCGCCUAUGGGUUGAGCUUUGCAACUCUUGCAUCUUCGAUUUCGCACGUGGCCCUUUUCAAUGGAAAAUCCAUUUACCAGAUGUGGAGAGGCACAACGCAAGCAAUGGAAAGGCAGAUCGGUGAUGUCCACACAAGAAUUAUGAAGAAGAACUAUGCAUCAGUUCCCAACUGGUGGUUUCACAUUAUCUUGGUCGUGAUGCUAGCUCUUUCCCUCCUUACGUGCGAAGGUUUCGGCAAACAGCUCCAACUGCCAUGGUGGGGAGUUUUACUGGCUUGUGCCAUGGCUUUAGGCUUCACAUUGCCAAUUGCAGUCAUAACAGCCACAACAAACACGCAACCGGGGCUAAACGUGAUCACGGAGUUGGUUAUCGGGUAUCUGUACCCGGGGAAGCCUCUUGCAAAUGUUGCUUUCAAGACCUAUGGCUAUAUUAGCAUGGUACAAGCAAUCUAUUUCGUCUCGGACUUCAAAUUAGGACACUACAUGAAGAUCCCUCCCAGAUCCAUGUUUACAGCACAGUUAGUUGGGACGGUGGUUGCUUCUUCUGUCUACUUCAGCACAGCGUGGUGGCUCCUUACGUCUAUCGGAAACAUCUGCGACCCAUCUCUGCUUCCAGAUGGGAGUCCGUGGACUUGCCCUGGGGACGAAGUGUUCUACAAUGCUUCCAUAAUAUGGGGAGUUGUAGGUCCCCUCCGGAUGUUCACAAAAUAUGGCAACUACGGUUCGAUGAACUGGUUCUUCCUCAUCGGAUUCCUCGCUCCGUUUCCAGUAUGGCUGCUAUCACAACAGUUCCCAGAAAAGAAGUGGAUCAGGCUAAUCCACUUUCCAAUUCUAUUAGGGGCAACAACGGCGAUGCCACCGGCAAGAGCUGUGAGCUACAUCACUUGGGGAGCUGUGGGUAUUUUCUUUAAUGUUUAUAUCUACAGGAAGCACAAGCAGUGGUGGGGCAGGCACGCCUACAUCUUAUCAGCUGCUAUGGACGCUGGGCUCGCAUUCAUGGGAGUAGUCAUCUUCUUCGCACUCCAAUCCAAGGAUAUUAUCGGUCCUGACUGGUGGGGUCUCGACAUGGACGACCACUGCCCUCUCGCUAAGUGUCCUACAGCACCAGGGAUACAAGUUAAAGGGUGCCCUGUUUUCUAAGAAUCAAUGUAAUAAUUCAUUCCCAAAGCUUGAUGAUGCUUGACAAUAAUGGCAGACUGGAGAAGAUGAUGAUGAUGAUGAUGAUGAUGAUGAGAGAAGUGUAAUUAGUCCAGAACUGUGAAUGUAUAUAUAUUGCAUCUAGUCGUUUGAUUGUUUUUCAGUUAAAAUUCAGAUCCAACUCCAUACCCAUAGUUCUUGAGUUUUUUUGUUAAACAUAAUAAUGUCAGAGGUUUGUAAUGGUAAUUUGUGAGAGUUAUAUUCCAUCAACAAAAAUUAUCCACAUCA